Messenger RNA from Cuscuta campestris, 952 nucleotides. The record is from the annotation of a GenBank genome assembly. Lineage: Eukaryota; Viridiplantae; Streptophyta; Magnoliopsida; Solanales; Convolvulaceae.
GGUUCACCAUCUCCCAGACCUCUUCAAUUCCCCCAUUCUCAGCCCUCUUUACCAUCGCGAUUAAUUUUGAGUUCUUUGACGCAAGCCUCUUCGACGCAAGAUAGAAGGAUAAAGAAUGAGCGAGGAACGUAGCCCGACGCCCUCAAAUCGGUGCGAAAUGGAGCAAAGUUCAAAUCUACAAACGAUACUUUAUGGAACGAAUAGGUCAUUUUCCACUGCUACGAAGGAUGGCAUAUGGAAUAUUUGGGGAUGCCAUUAUUUUUAACACCACAUACCGGACAAAUAAGUAUGAGAUGCCUUUAGCUCCUUUCGCUGGAGUGAAUAAUCACAAAGGGAACAUUUUAUUUGGUUGUGCGCUGAUUAUGGAUGAGCACGAAGAUACAUUUGAGUGGUUGUCUCAUACAUGGCUAGAAGCAAUGGAUGGUAAGACGCCCAUUUCCAUCAUCACUAAUCAUGAUAAGUCCAUUACUAAUGCGGUUAGAGCCGUAUUUCCUAAAGCACGCCAUAGAUUUUGUAUAUGACACAUCCUAAAAAAAUUUCCUGAGAAACUUCCUCCCGCUUUAAAGGUUAACAAGGUAUUCAAGAGGGAGAUUAGUGACAUAAUUAGGGGAUCCUUAUCAACAAAUCACUUUGAGAAUCAAUGGUUGGAACUCAUGAUGAGGUAUGACCUUCAAGACAUGUUCAUGCGGGUACUUUGCUUGGAAUGGUCUGUUAUGUCGUCACAUUUUGAAGGUGUUUAAUUCCAACAACAUUAUUCGUAUUCCGAAAGCAUAUAUAUUGCACAAGUGGUAUGAAAAAAUUGUAUCCUUUUUUUGUUUCUUUCGUACACUUCAAAACUGGUGGAACACAUCCUGGACCAAUACCUUUGUCCGUUGCAACUGGCUGCUACUGCUUGCUAUUUCUGUUGUAUAGUGCUGCUCUCAAUUGGAGGGAAUAAGGCUACAUAAUACUG